Messenger RNA from Phyllostomus discolor (pale spear-nosed bat), 1656 nucleotides. It is a transcript of the gene GARIN4, whose product is annotated as family with sequence similarity 71 member A. The record is from RefSeq and is a predicted model, not a curated record. Lineage: Eukaryota; Metazoa; Chordata; Mammalia; Chiroptera; Phyllostomidae. Bases 1 to 1656 code for a protein of 551 amino acids. Gene Ontology annotation, cellular component: nucleus. The transcript is spliced from 2 exons.
AUGUCCCAGUGCGGCUCCGGCCUGGCCAUGUUCAGCAGCGGCAUGGGGAAACUGCAGCAACAGCUGUACAAGGGGGAGUACGACAUUUUCAAGCACUCGCAGGUGUUUGAGGGCGACUUCAUCCAGACCACCAAGAGGGGAGAAGUGAUCGACGUGCACAACCACGUCCGCGUGGUGACCGUGGGCAUCACCUCCACCAGCCCCAUCCUCCCCCUGCCGGACAUCAUGCUGCUGGCCCGCCCGGCACCCGGCUCUGAGGAGCACGCGGGGCGCGGCAAGGGCCCCAGGGGAAAAGGCCACAAGGCCUCGAAAACCUUAGAGCUCACCAGGCUGCUUCCCUUGAAGUUCGUGCGCAUGUCCGUCCACGACCGUGAGAAAAAACAGCUGCGCCUGAAGUUCCCCACUGGCCGCUCCUGCUACCUGCAGCUCUGCACCCCUGUGGGUGCUCGGGAAGACCUCUUUGCCUGUUGGGAAAACCUGGUUUACCUCCUGCGACCACCAAUGGACAGUAACCGCGGUCCCUGCGCCACCCUAGCUGGGGACAGGACACGCGCGCCCGCGUUCAAGGGAGAGACCAGGAAGAGCCUGGCGGCGGCCGAUGUCCCAGGGAAAGAGCAUCAGGACCAGGGCAGCACAGGAAGCUUCUACAUGGUCUCUGAGAUGCUUGGAGCCACCUCUGAAGCUUUUGCUGGGGGGCAGGGAAUCCAACAUGACUCCCAUGGGUGCGCGGCCAUGCCUGAUGCAGCCGCCCCAGACACCAAACCUGCAGAGCCUGACACAGUGUCAGCGGCUGGGGCGGCAGCAGGCACCACGGCAGGCGCUUCGGGCACAGCGAUAACCGAGGCUGCUGCCCCUGAACAACUAAGUGUGGCCCUAGCUGGGGCAGCCACCCGGGAUCCAGGAGGAAGCAGAACCAGCAUAGCCACUGCAGGCGUUGCCAACACGUCGUCCCCCAAGAGCAUUAAAAUGGCCUGGGCCGGUGCUGCAAACUGGCCCUCAGAGAGUGCUGCCAGCACCAGCCCCUCCUCAGAGACCAGCCUGAUUGCUGCAAUGGCAAAAGCAGAACCUGCCAGCGAGGCUGCUGGAGAAACAACUAACGAGCGUGCCACAGGACCUCUCCUCUCGAGCUUGCCCAGGGAAGGUGAUGUGAGUGAAGGGGCCGGAAGGCAGCAGCAAGGGCCCGCAGCCAGGGCCGAAGCCCCAAAGAGCAGAAGGGAUGGGAGGGAGCAAAGGCAAAGGGAGAGAGCUCUCAGGAGCCUCCACAAGCCGGGCGGUGACAAGAUACUCCGAAAACCAUCUGGUCGGUCCUUAGCCAGGCAGAGGAAUGACAAGAAGGAGAAAGGCGGUGCCGGCCCGAGGGGCAGCAGGCCUGUCCCCAAGGACUCCAGGACCUCUCUCAAAUCGGGGAGGAGCUUGUCUGCAGGUAGUUCGGCUUCCACAGCCCAGAGGCUCAGCAGGAUCAGCUCUUUCCUGAGGACCAUGAAAGCCAAUCUCACUACGAAAACAGCGGCCACGCCACGUGGGAAGGAUGCGGACAAUUCGACUAAGACAGUGGAGAGGAACACAGAAGCCGUCACAGAGCUAGGAGAGCAUGGGCCGGGGCUGGAGGGGAUUGACAGGGUGGCACCUGAGGUCAUGGAUACCUGUGAUCUUUGA